Vigna radiata var. radiata (mung bean) is the source of this 922-nucleotide messenger RNA. Its product is annotated as mitochondrial inner membrane protease subunit 2. Gene Ontology annotation, cellular component: mitochondrial inner membrane peptidase complex; membrane. Gene Ontology annotation, biological process: mitochondrial respiratory chain complex assembly. Bases 216 to 731 code for a protein of 171 amino acids. NCBI's taxonomy places the organism in Eukaryota, Viridiplantae, Streptophyta, Magnoliopsida, Fabales, Fabaceae. The transcript is spliced from 5 exons. The record is from RefSeq and is a predicted model, not a curated record. Gene Ontology annotation, molecular function: serine-type endopeptidase activity.
UUUCAAUUUGGAUUGUGUAUGCAGCAUGCGUGUAAUGUGUGUGACCCACCAGCAGGCCCAAACACUUCAUUUCAAAAUCUGAAGUCUGUUCUCUCUGUUUAGCUCAUAACACCAUUUUCAGUUCCUCUCUGCAUUGCCUGUUGCUCUUCUAUUUAUGUCCUGUGGAAAGCUGACUGCUGACUGUGGAUUUUUGACUUAGAUGUGCACCUAAACACAUGGGGUCAAGCAGUUUUCUAUGGAACUGUACUAAGAAAUUUGUCACAGCUGCUGUCAUCACUGUGACUGUGUCUGAUCGUUUUGCGACAGUUGUUCCUGUUCGUGGUGGCUCUAUGUCUCCCACAUUAAAUCCUAGAACUGGUUCUCUGAAGGAAGAUGUUUUUGAUGACUAUGUUUUUGUUGAGAAAUUUUGCCUUUUGGGGUACGAAUUUUCAAAUGGCGAUGUGGUGGUCUUCCGCUCCCCAACGAAUCACAAGGAGACACACAUAAAAAGAAUAGCUGCAUUACCUGGUGAAUGGUAUGGCACUCAUCAUAACAACGAUGUGAUUCGGAUCCCAUUGGGACAUUGUUGGGUUGAGGGAGACAACUCAGCCUCUAGCAUUGAUUCAAAGUCAUUUGGACCGAUUCCUUUGGCCCUAAUUCGGGGAAGGGUUACCCAUGUUGUGUGGCCUCCUCAAAGAAUAGGAGCUGUCAAGAGUACUCCACCACAAAGAUUAUCUUCUGUAUCGGAAUAAGGCUAUUUUCGUUUCUUUAUAAUUGUUUAGUUUCCUCAAAUAAUAGGUGUGAAAGAACUACUCAGAAGAAUCUGACGUGGUUCCCUUGGAUGGGAGAAAACGAUUGUUAUUACUGAAUUUGUGUCAAUUACAUAACCUGUUGUUGAUUACUUAAGCUAAAUGCAAAUAAGAUGAAUGAUAUCUUGAGUGCU